GGGCAAAUUCAUAAUUUGUGCAUAUUUAGAGGGUUGGACAAUGAAAAUAAUUUUUCCUCCGCCCCCAUUCUGAAAACCCUAACUAAUAAAAAUAAAAGUAUACAUCUCCCAGCUGUGGCGGUGGCAGCCUAGAAGGUCUCGAAGGUUCAAGCUAAGUCUCUGAAGCCUUAACUUCAUUUACAAAGUCCGGUCAUAUACUCUCCACCAUGUCGAGAAGGAAGACUAGAGAGCCUAAGGAGGAAACUGUCACUCUUGGCCCUGCUGUUCGUGAAGGAGAGCAUGUCUUUGGUGUUGCUCACAUUUUUGCUUCGUUCAAUGACACUUUCAUUCAUGUGACCGAUCUGUCUGGUCGGGAAACACUUGUUCGCAUCACUGGUGGUAUGAAGGUGAAAGCUGAUAGAGAUGAAUCGUCGCCUUAUGCUGCCAUGCUUGCUGCCCAAGACGUUUCUCAAAGAUGCAAGGAACUUGGCAUCACUGCUUUACACAUAAAGCUUCGGGCUACUGGUGGAAAUAAAACCAAAACUCCUGGACCUGGUGCUCAAUCAGCUCUUAGAGCCCUUGCACGUUCAGGCAUGAGGAUCGGUCGUAUAGAGGAUGUAACUCCAAUACCUACCGACAGCACUCGAAGAAAGGGUGGAAGGAGAGGAAGAAGACUGUGAUUCAUAGCCAUCUUCAAAAUGGGUUUGCACUUCUUGCUGCUCGACCAUUGAGUUCCAUAGUUUUAGACAACGUAGCAUGUUCAAUCGAUAAAUCCGGUGUUUUGGUUUUUGGUGUUCAUCAAGAUUUUUGCUGUGUUUUGAUUUAAAUCAUUUAGUCAAUUGAGUUUGAUACUUUCUUUUUUUGGCUGCAUUUUAUAAUUAAUUAAUGAUUAAUAUUGA
Messenger RNA from Cucumis melo (muskmelon), 878 nucleotides. RefSeq names its product 40S ribosomal protein S14-2. The transcript has 6 exons. The record is from RefSeq and is a predicted model, not a curated record. Gene Ontology annotation, molecular function: structural constituent of ribosome; small ribosomal subunit rRNA binding; mRNA 5'-UTR binding. The coding region runs from base 207 to 659 and encodes 150 amino acids. NCBI's taxonomy places the organism in Eukaryota, Viridiplantae, Streptophyta, Magnoliopsida, Cucurbitales, Cucurbitaceae. Gene Ontology annotation, cellular component: ribosome; cytosolic small ribosomal subunit. Gene Ontology annotation, biological process: translation; maturation of SSU-rRNA from tricistronic rRNA transcript (SSU-rRNA, 5.8S rRNA, LSU-rRNA); ribosomal small subunit assembly.